This is a messenger RNA of Monopterus albus (swamp eel), 2022 nucleotides long. It is a transcript of the gene mtx3, whose product is annotated as metaxin 3. Lineage: Eukaryota; Metazoa; Chordata; Actinopteri; Synbranchiformes; Synbranchidae. The transcript has 9 exons. Bases 36 to 959 code for a protein of 307 amino acids. The record is from RefSeq and is a predicted model, not a curated record. Gene Ontology annotation, biological process: mitochondrion organization. Gene Ontology annotation, cellular component: cytoplasm; SAM complex.
CUCGUGACGUAACCGGCUCCCUCUAUGACUCCAACAUGGCGGCGGCCAUGGAGCUGAGAUGCUGGGGAGGAGACUGGGGUCUGCCAUCUGUCCACACCGAGUCACUGAUAGUUCUGGCAUACGCCAAGUUUUCUGGGGCAAAAGUCACUGUUUCUCCUAUAGACUGGACAUGGAAAACUCUAACAGCGGCCGUCCCAGAGUUGCUUUGUGGAGAGACUGCAGUUCAAGAACCAACACAUAUUCUCAACUUCCUGAGGAAACAGAGGUUUAAUGCAGACUAUGAGCUGACAGCCAGACAAGGAGCAGACACCAUGGCCUACAUCGCUCUGCUUGAAGAGAAACUGCGACCAGCUCUGUUGCACACUUUCUGGGUGGAUGCUGAAAACUACACCAACCUGACGAGGCCUUGGUUUGCGUCACGUUCGCCAUUCCCUCUUAAUUUUCUUGUUCCUAGUCACCAUGCCAACACCGCCCUCUCCCGCAUCCUUCUAACCAAAGGAGAGGCGCCACUGCACAGAAUCUCUGAGGUGGAGGGAAAGAUCUACAGUGAUGCUAAAGAGUGCCUGAAUCUGCUUUCCUACAGACUGGGAACAGCAGACUACUUCUUUGGCAACUCGCCGACCAGCCUGGAUGCCUUUGUGUUUGGUUUUGUGGCUCCACUCCACAAAGCCCGUCUUCCCAGCGGCCCUCUGCAAAGCCACCUCAGGCUGCUAGAUAACCUUACACGCUUCUGUGACACCGUCCUUUCAGUCUACUUCAGCUCGGACCACCCCUGUCCUUCCCCACCUGUUCAGGAAACGGUGGAUGCCAAUCUGCAGAAACUAACUCAGCUUGUAAACAAAGAGUCCAACUUGAUAGAGAAGAUGGAUGAUAACCUUCGCAGCAGCCCUCAGCAUAAACCCCACAGACCAGACCCCAAACAUGGUCUGGUCAGCGAGAAGAGCUCCACUCCUGCCUAACCUUUGACCUUUCAACCCUGAUCCAGCCUUAUGACUCAAGCAGGAACAUACUGAAAAUGAAAGGUGCUGCUCCGGAUUUCACUCAGCAUCCUGAAUAAAAAAAAAAUGCUCUAAAGCUGAACCUGAAAGGAAAGUAACUUAAUAAUUAGAAGACUUAUGACUAAAAGAGGCUUUUGGACAGCAGGGCAAUGGGGAUGGGUUUCAGACAUGUUGGUCUGAAAGAGAAAGAAAAGUGCAUGUGUGGGAUUUUUCAAAUGUUUGAGUUUGUGCAUGUGGUAAAGGACAGAAUGCUGUGACGUGGUGCUGAGUGGGUAAGAAACAGAAAGUCCACAGGAAAUGAAAAGUCCAGCAGAAGAAUGUAAGUGGGGCUGUUCAGCCUCUGAGUGGGCCACUUAUCCAUUUUUAUUCAUUUUGUUUUAUUUAAUGGAUAUGUACAUUAUCUUCUGUUUGGAUUGUUCCUUACUCACAUGUCCAUAGGACAGUUGAUGCACCAUAGCGAACAUGAGGACAUUGAGAUUACUGAGUUAAAGAGAUCUUGGUCAGUGAUGUAGAACUGUAGAGGGCUAGAGCACCUUAUGGCAAAAUGUGUUUGGUUAUCUUCUCUUAUUCCAGUUUAUAAAUAUCGAGGGGCUCCGAUCCCUCAGGGCCCCUCUAAGCACACACUUAGAAUUAGUGUAAUGUACAAUAUGUAUGCAGUCAUGACUAUAGGAAUAGCCAAUUAUUUUGCUCGGCUUUUGCCUGCUUUGUAUAGCUGUAAAUAGUUUCAUGAAUACAAUCAGUGCAAUUUGCUUGUUGUUCCUGAAGCAGGGCUGAUUGGCUUCUUCGCAAUCUCUGCCAGAUACACUGAAGUAAUUGAAGGACCUUACACACUGUUUUAAUAUAUUCAUGCAAAAAGGUGUGUGUGUGAGAGAGUUUUCCCAAGGAAUAGAAUCUAGUGAGUGUUUGCAUUAUGGUUUGAUUGAUAUGUGAGACAUUCUGUGUCCACUCACUUCUGUUGUUCAAAUCAAAUCAAAUCAAAUUUUAUUUGUAAAGCGCCAAAUCACAACAAAAGUCAUCUCAGGAC